Molecule: messenger RNA, 3174 nt
Organism: Aethina tumida (small hive beetle)
Lineage: Eukaryota; Metazoa; Arthropoda; Insecta; Coleoptera; Nitidulidae
Exons: 9
Coding region: 125-1627 (500 amino acids)
Source: RefSeq, a predicted model, not a curated record
UGUGUAGAGAUUUUGUCAGUUUGUUGUCAUCCGCUCGGGCAUGUAAAUAAAAGGUUGAUUUGGGAACCGUACAGUGAUUGAUUUCCUUGAAUUUUGGUAUUUUUUCACUGAUUUCAAUAAUAAUAUGACUGAAUUAAUUGUGUCACGGGGGGAUACAUUUCCUAGAUCGUUCCUGGACACCUACAGGGCGAACAGAACGAGUGAAUACCUUUACAAUGAUCUCUCUUCGAGUAAAAGUGAUGAAUUAGUGUUGCAAGCGUCCAGUGAUAUUCCUGUGUCGAGUGAACUUCAACACGGACAUUCGGAAAACCUAUUGGAUUCAAACACGGGGACGUCGGGCUACGAGGACUACAACUGUCCCCAGAGUCCGGGGGUGGUUUUGCCGAAGAUCCAGCGAAAAGUGCCACUUUAUGACAAAGUCGAUCCGGAGGACAGCAUACGGGAUAUUAUUACGGAGAACGAUUUUUACAGAUUCGUGUUAUUCAAAAAGCAUUACGAUAAAUAUUUACAUCUUUCCAAAAAGUAUGAAGAGGCUAGAAACAUUGCUUAUUACUUAGAAGAGAAAUAUCACGAAGUUAAAACCGAAAGGGACGACUUGAUUCAACAAAGGGACGAAUUAAGUAAAAAAUUAGAAACCAAUGAAGCAACACUUAAAGAGAAGGAAGACGAAGUGUUCCUUCAGUUUGAGAGGGUCGUUUAUUUGGAAGAACAAUGUGAUAAGCUGAAAGCUGAAAAGGAAAAAUGUUUCCAUUUAAAGGACUUAAUUGAAAAAGAGAGAGAUAAAGCUUUAAGACUGUUGCAAGAACAAGCCAAGGAAUCCGAAUACACAAGAAGAAAACUUGAAAGGGCGCGACAAGAGGUAGUUCACCAUAUGACCAAAAUUAAAAAUGAAAAGGAUGAUCUAGAGCGAGAGAAUAGUGUUCUGAAAGAAGCUUUGGAGGCUGAACGGAAGGGGCACACUCUACCUCAAACACCAGGUUGUAGUUUACAUGACGAAUUGGAACUGAAAAAUCAGGUUGAAAGCCGCCACAGCAACACUCUAACAUCACAAUUCCAAAAGGCCGUACAGCACUUGGCUACUUGCAAACGAAAAAAAUGCUCUGUUUGUGCCUACACAAAAGCAACUUAUGGGAAAUUAAAUUCAAAUAAUCGGAAAUAUGAAAAAAAAUUGUUUGGGUGCCUGCAGACACCUUUUCUUGAGAUGCGCAACAUGAUCCGUCCACCACCAUCGCCGAUGCACGGCGAGGGUGAGAGCCUGUCCGAGUGGUUCUGCCAUAUGGGCGAGAGCAUCGGUACCCAAAGCGAUUGUUCGUCAGUCAGUGUGCCCCUGGCGGAACUGAGCAUCUCUUAUGUGGACGACGACUCGGACACGUCGUCCAACUACUACUAUCGUUGCCACGACAAGGAGGAAUCGGAAUUUUUGAGCCAAGUGAAUUGUAAUAGCUUUAGGGGUUGUGGAAGCGACUCGGGAUUUUCGUCGGACAUAUGCCCCGACUAUAAAACAACUAGCACGCCGAAGGAAAAGUUCUGUCCAAAGGCGACCCUGGACGAAACCGAUUGCGAUAAACUGACGCGCACUAAAUGGACCGCAUCGUUUCGGAAGUUUGUUAAUCGUAUCAUUAAAUAAUUUUAUCGCACAAAAUUUCAAUUGCAAAUCUUUGUGAUUUUUAAUAACUGAAAGCUAUGUGUUUCGUGAGGGUAAGUGUGUCCAUGAAAUGCCCGCGUUGUUUAUUGAUGUAUGAGCAAGAUAAAGUCGGGGUAAAAGUAUCCUAAUGUUUAAAUUAAUGCGUUUUAAUUUUGUUAAAUCAUUUUUAUUUUGUAGUUAGUACCUGCACUGAAUCCUGUAAUUUUUGAUAUUAUUUCGAUGCGAAAAUGAAUUUAUUUCUGUACUUCUGCUUCAGAUACUGAAAUCAUAUCUACAGAAUUAUUUUUUUCUAUCCCUCUUCAAUUCAUUAACUUAAAUGCUUGAAUUUACUUUGCAUUUUUUAAUACUGGUUAAGGUCCUAAUUUCGCUAAAACAAUAUAAUAAGUAAUGUUUAGUAAAUUCAUGUAUUUAGAAUACUGUUUGAAAAGGUAUUGAUAAUAGUAUUUUUGAGGAUAUACUGAUCGACUAAUAUGUUUGUUAAUUACCAUAUUUGGUAAUUUACUAGGCAAACAUGAAUUCCAAUGGCAGAAAAGUCACAAUUGUGCUAACAACAAAUGUGAAACUAUAAAUAAAACAAUAAAUUUUGUGCAUUUGUACUUAAUUAGGAUUAUUUACGUAACGUUGGAAUUCACGUGUUUACGUUAUUUAUGUUACAAUGAAAAUUCCUACAUCUGAGGUUAGCACAAUCAUCCCCAUAUAUUACCUUCCAGUGAAAUAGAACUAGUUUUAGAAUUGUAAAUAUAACAUUUUAAACAAUUUAAUCAGAAAAGGGAUGUUACAUAUAUUAUAAUUUACUUCCAUAUCUCAGUCAAAUUUUUAGUCCGAUAUAGAGAAAAUAUUCCAAAUAUAAUAAUUUAUUUUCUCAACUGAGGUACCAUUGAUUAAUUUCAAUAACAUUCACUUUCUGAUACGCUGGUCUUGAAUAAUGAUUUCAAAACAUUAAUUUUAAUUUUUAUAUUAUAGCUGACUACAAAAAUGUUUUAACAUAACUUGCCAAAUCUCUAUCAGAGAAGUUAAUUUGCAAAAACAGACCAGAAUGUUUUUUACAUUCCAUUUACAAUGCAUUUUCUAGUUGUUGCCAUUUACUAUCUGUUUCUUUUACAGUAUUAAUUUUGUGAUCUGAAUAGAUUUGUUUAUUUAAUUUUAUUUAUAAUUGGCAUUUCUAUAGAUGUUUAUGUAGAUAUUCUGAAAAAAAAUGUUUUUAGAGAAUUAUAAAAACGUGUAGCAAAAAUUGAUAAUUUAUAAAAAAUAUGAAAUUUGGUAGCUGAAUACAAUUCAAUCAGGUAGCUGGAUAGUACCUGUAGAAUAAAAAAGUAUGUAUUUACAGAUGAUUGAGUCAUCUGUAUGAAAAAUUACUUAAACUAUAAUUAUGUUUUCUGAUAACUUACAGUUUUAUACAUUUAUCCUGUUAAUGCCACUUAUUACAGAAGUGGUAACAAACUAGAUCCAAAUUUGUUGUGAUAAAAUUGAAGUAUGUCAAUUUUUUAUUGUUGAAAUAUUAAUAGAUGUGAAAUAAAAUGAUAUUAAAA